GUCGUCGCUGAUGACACUGGGUGGAGGAAGGUGUUGCUCGUCGCUCUCACUGGGAACUGACUAGAGGAACGGAAAAUGGCGGACCUCGAAGACGUUACGCUGGACGGGAGACCGCUCCAGUCCCUUCGAGUAGCAGACUUAAAAGCUGCUCUUGAGGAGAGAGGACUCUCGAAAAGCGGACAGAAGAAUACGCUCAUUAAAAGACUCAAGGGGGCUCUGAUGCUGGAGAAUCUGCAGAGGACCUCCACAGCUCACAUUGGACUGCAGCCAAACUCUCAGAUGGCUGAGGAAAUGAGCCAGAACAGCUUUAUCAAGCAGUAUCUGGCUAAACAACAAGAGCUUUUGAGGCAGCGCCUGGAGAAGGAGGCUCGUGAAGCAUAUGAAACAAAUGAGCAAGAAGACCAUUCAGAAGUUAACAACAGUACCUCAUGUGCUUCUCAAGCCCAGGAUGUCACAGCAGCACUGACUGAGCAGCACAGGCCACCUGGCCCCUCUAGUGGAGAGGGAUUCUUUGGUGCAGGACAUGAUGAAGAGGGUAACAGGAACCAGGAGGCUGACAUGUCCAGUCCUCCUGCUUCUGGGUCAGUGGCAAUGUGCAUUCCAGGCGGGGAGCACCAGCCAGAGAGGGAUUCUGCAUCCGGAAAAGUUGCAGCUGACAGUGACGAUGAGGAUAGUGAGGAUGGCGAGGAGGAUGGUGACAAUGAUGACUGGAACAGCGGUACUCGGAGAAGCUUCAGGGAGCCAGCCAGAGCACCCAUGACUAGAGACAGGUCUGGAGCAUCCUGUCAGCCUCAGCAGCAGCACAUCCCAUCCCUUCUGUCUCCUCAGCUCCGCCAGCCAACACCUCCCCCCUCCCCACCUCCAGAGUUGUCAUUCCCUUUGCCUGACACCCCUAAACAGAGCCCCCCUAGUCCAGGUGUAGCCCCAGCUAGGCACUCCCCUAGUACCUCCAGCUCUGGUUCUUCCAGCAGCGGCAGCAGUAAAAAUGUUGAGCGCAAGCCUGGACCACUGACCCUUCUGGCACGUAAAAUGGAGUCAGAAGGUGCUUUCUCUGGAGCAACUUGGCAUGGUGGUGAUGGGGAAGGUGAUAGACAAGACAGCAGUCCACCCUCAGCUACAUUGUUUCCUGGUAGAGGACCUCCAGAGGGUCUGGUAUCUGCCAUCACUCACACAACCAACACUGCAGGCCAUGCGCCAUUUCCCAUGAUUCCAGGCACCAACCAGGGUGUCACCGGAGCACAUUCGGGCCAUAUUCAAGUACCAGUGAGUGUGCUCAAGGCCACUGCCACAGAAAAGAGGGAUUUUGAGAUAGAAAGAGAAAAGGCACUUGAGCGAGAACAAGAAAUUGAGGCAGAGCGGGAAAGAGCCCUUGCACUUGAGAGAGAGGAAAGACAGAAAGCCUUGGAGAGAGAGAGAAUUGAGCGGCAGCACACCUUAGAAAGAGAAGAACGAGAAAAGGCUUUGCAGCGGGAGAGGGAACUUGCUCUAGAGCAAGAAAGACAGGAGAGGGCACUAGCUUUGGCUAAAGAGAGGGAAGAGCAAGAGCAAGCCUUGGCACAAGAGAGGGCCCUGGAGCUAGAGAGGCAGAAGGAGCUUGAAAGACAGAGGGUCCUGGAGCAAGAACGUCUACAGAGAGAAAAAGAGGAGAGAGAGAGGGAAGAAAUUGAGAGAAUGAUGGAGCUAGAAAGAGCCAAGGUUUUGGAGAAGGAAAAGGAGAGAGAAAGGGCUCUUGAACAAGAGAGAUUAGAAAAGGAACGAGCUUUGGAGCUUGAGAGGCAGGAGAAAGAGAGGACUGAAAGAGAGAAGGCUUUGGCAUUGGAAAGGGAAAGGUUAGAGAGGGAGAAAGCCUUAGAACAAGAGAGAGAGAAAGCCCUGGAGCAAGAGAAACAAGAAAGAGAGAGGGCCAUUGAGGAAGAGAGAAUAGAAAGAGAAAAAGUUCUAGAACAAGAAAGGCUGGAGAAGGAGAGGGCCCUAGAGCAAGAGAAGCUGGAGCUUGAGAGGAAGGAAAAGGAGAGACUUGAAAGGGAGAAAUCAAUGGAACUAGAGAGGGAAAAGGUCUUGGAAUGGGAGAGGGAAGAAGAGAAGAAAGCAGAAAGAAAGGCAGCUCUGGAACAAGAUAAGAUGGAGAAAGAAAGAGAAAAGGAGAGAAAAGCUAGGCUAGAGAAGGAAAAAGCUCUAGAGCAGGAGAAAUUUGAAAGGGAGAGAGCCAUGGAGGAGGAGAGGAAAGAGAAAGAGAGAGUUUUGGAGGAAGAGAGGGGAAAAGCUCUUGAACAUGAAAGAUUAGAGAAGGAGAAAGAAAAGGAGAAGCAGGAGAGGGCCCUGGAACAGGAGAAAGAGAGAACUAGGAUGGCUGAAAAGGAGAGGGAGAGUCACCUCCCUCCAUCCAAACGUGGCCGUGAGAUUGGUCUCAUCCCCAUGCCCACUCCUCCCCCCCUCUCCACAGGACCAGCUAGAAAGUCAUCAUCAGAAGCAGGUGAGCAGGAAGAUGUCCAUGGUCGGAUGUCCCGGAGUGAAGCCCAAGCAGCAGAGUCUGGUACACCCAUGUCACCAAUACCUCUGUCACCACAGUCCUCAUUUAAGAAGUUCCGGUUCUUAAGGGACUCCCCAGUUCAGUCCCAAACUUUCUCCUCUUCCACGGUUAUCAAGCGGCCCCGUACCUUCUCUGAUACCCCACAGCCACGGGCCUCACCUGUGUCCUCCCCCACUAGUGUCGAGGAGGAACACCAGCCCUCAACUGAACAGGAAGAGCCACAGAUGCAGACUAAACAUGAGGUCGAUGUGGUGCCGCUGGAGUCUUUUGGAACCCAGUCUGAGAAAGAAGGCAUUGUUAGUACUACACUGAGCCUGAGUCCCAAAAAGGAAGAGGCCACAAGCCUCAGAAUGAAGUACAAACAACAGUCUGAUUCAGUGAACACUGAACAGGAUGUCAAGGGAUCCGCCAAAAAAGCAAAAGAAGUAAAUGAGCGCAAGGACCCUUCAAUCCCAGUGGAAGCUGCACAGUGGACAAGAAGAUAUGCAAAGGAGGAGGAUAAACAAACAAGACAAAGAUCAUCAUCUAAAGAUUCCUCAUCCUCAGAAUCAGACUCUGGGUCUUCAUCAUCUCAGUCCAGUGGUUCAUCCACAACUUCUCAAGAGAAAACCACCUCCAGAGGCAGAAGGGAGGGGAAACCUGAAAGAGAUCCCUUGCAACAGCACAGAGUGACAGUAGAGGCUCCAACUGAGGGUUUAAAGGACACCUCAAAAGCUUUGCCUUCCAGAGGAGAGAUUUCUGGAGAGGAGAGCAACACAACUGCUGAUAGAGAGAGUCACACCAUGAAACAUUUCACUGAUUUACCAGCCAGAGAGGAGACACACAGGAAGAGAAAAGACAGCCAUGAAGAGGAGAACAAAGACAAACAAAGGCAGGUGAAGGAACUUGCCAUGGCAGAGCCAGAGAAACCUCCAGAGACCAUUGAGGAGAUACCGAAGGCCUUCUCGGCUCGUAAGAUCUCUCUUAGCAGCAGCAGAUCGUCCCCAGGCACUGGCAGUGCAGAGGGUGAGCAAGAGUCAGGGACUGCAGCUGGUCGCAAGAGGAGGUGGGGCUCCAGCACAGCUGUCACUGCCAAGAAACCUUCAAUCAGCAUCACUACAGAUUCACUCAAGUCUCUGAUCCCAGACAUCCGGCCUUGUCUUGGCCAGGAGGCAGUAGUGGACCUUCACCCAGAGGAAGCUGUCCUCUCUGGGGCUGAGGAUGAAGAGAAGGAACGCUCUGACCAGGAUCUACAGAUCCGUCGCACUGUCACACAGGUGGUGCACUCAGAAAGCCAGGAGAAUGGACAGAAAGAGGCAAAGAGGAGCAGACUUGAGGAUCUGGAGGAGGAAGAUCUUCAGGGAGACAGAGAAAGAACAAAGGCUCAUGAAGAGAAGAUGGACACCUCAUUUCCUGGAGCUGUGGAAACCCAGUCCCCAUUACAUACCAGCCAUGAUGGAGAAAGCAGCACUGUGACCCCCACCAACACCCUCAUUCGUCGUUCCAUCAGUCAGCAGAAAACGGGUGUUUGCAUCACAAUUGAUGACCCUGUUCGUACAGCCCGGCAGCCCUCACCACCUCGUGGCAAAGUGUCCAACAUUGUUCACAUCUGCAACCUGGUGAGACCAUUCACUUUGGGGCAACUUAAGGAGCUGCUCAGCAGAACUGGUAUACUUGUGGAGGAGGGCUUCUGGAUUGACAAAAUCAAAUCUCACUGCUAUGUCACUUACUCGAGCUCAGAGGAGGCAGUCGCCACGAGGGCAGCUCUUCAUGGAGUGAAAUGGCCUCAGAGCAACCCAAAAGUCCUUAGUGUAGAUUUCUGUCAGCAGGAUGAACUUGAAUUCCACAAAAAUUUGGGUGCAGCUGACAGACCCGGAGCAGAGGAACAGGGGCCUGGCUCUGGCCGUGGUCGGACAUCGGGCUUGCCCUCUCUCCUCCCUGAGCGAGACCAGUGGGCUGAGCGUGAGCGCGAGAUGGAGCGCCGGGAGAGGGCCCGAGCAGAACGUGAGUGGGAUCGAGACAAGGUUAGAGAGUUUGGAAAAGUUGGAGAAGAGAAGGAGGGAGGUGCGAGAAGAUCGCGCUCCAGGGAAAGACGGCGUAAAGAGAGGGGAAAGAGCAAGGAGAAAAAGACUGAUAAGAAGGAGAAAACUGCUGAGGAUCCCCCUGCAAAGCUGCUUGAUGACCUGUUCCGCAAAACUAAAGCAGCUCCUUGCAUCUACUGGCUUCCACUUACAGAUGAACAGUUUGUUCAACGAGAAGCUGCCAGAGCCGAACGGAGGAAGGAGCGUGAGAAGCGAAGGAUGGAGCAAGAGGAGGAGGAGAAAAAAAGAGAAGAGGAACGUAAGGAGAGGGUGAAACUUGGAGGUGCCACACCAGGAGACCGGAAUGAGGGUGAGAAGGACAAGGACAAGGACAGAGACCGGGACAAGGACAGAGACCGAGGUAGAGACAGGGAGAGGGAGAAUGACAAACGCAGGGAUGGUUAUCGUAGGCCAGGGGGCAGUGGGGCAGGCGGGGGCAGACGCUCACGCAGCCGCAGCGACCCACGAGAAAGGCGACGCUAAUGGCAAAUCAGCUGAUGGAACUUUCCUAAAAAAACCACCCUUUCACUACAUGUACUUUGUUACAACUAAGACCCAACAGAGGACCAACUGAUGUCGUCGUCAUCAUCUCUCAAAUUGUCACUUUUUUUUUUAAAGGCACAUCUACACCCACACACAGUCAUGCUUAAAGGGGACUGUGAUGUUUUGCAGUGUUGAUUCCCACAGUGCUAUUUGUCUUGCUCCUAUUAAGGUUUGCUAUCUUUUUCUUUACAUUUGCUUCUCUUUGGUUUCUGUCUUGAUGGCAGUAUGGCAUGCUGGGUAAUUUAAAUUAUUUCCCCAGUGUUCCCCAUUUGCCCCAAAUUGUAGGUGCCAAUUAUGAUUUGCAGUCAUUUGUCGUUGCCUCAGUGUUUAACAGCUCUGCUGAAUCCUUUUGUUGCUACAUGUAGUCCAAGGCUCCCCUUGCCAGUCCUGCCUAAAGAGAAAACUCGGCCCUCUGGGCUUACGUAAAUCUGAAAAUAUUGGAAUAUGUGUGUUUGGCAUUUUGUACAGAAAAUAUAAGAUGAAUUCGAAUCAAGUCUUUAAAUAAGGCAGCUCGGGGGUAUUUUUGAACAGGUGUGAAAUAACUACUAAGGCAAAGCAGUGUUUCUCUUGCCCUCUGUUUAGUUAAAGAGAUGAGACAGUUCUCUGUGGCAGAGAAUCUGUCACUCACCUGACACAAGUUACGAUUAUGUCUUGAUCAUUAAUUCUCUUCUUGCUCCCUCCUUUCCUCCUCAUCUCUUAACCAUGCACUGUCAGUACAGGCCCAAGAGGGGGAGGUUGCAUUAUGAGUUUUCUCACCAAUGGUUUUAAUAUUGUUUUUUAUCAUUAUUUUAUCAUUUAGUACAAGGGUUUGUUUUGAUUUUUAAAUUUCUUCUUUGAGUAUGCCUAUCAGUGGUGAAUGUACAAAUAAUAAACAUUGAAAUUAUCUUUC
Messenger RNA from Monopterus albus (swamp eel), 6022 nucleotides. RefSeq names its product apoptotic chromatin condensation inducer 1a (gene acin1a). Gene Ontology annotation, molecular function: RNA binding. NCBI's taxonomy places the organism in Eukaryota, Metazoa, Chordata, Actinopteri, Synbranchiformes, Synbranchidae. Gene Ontology annotation, cellular component: precatalytic spliceosome; ASAP complex. The record is from RefSeq and is a predicted model, not a curated record. Gene Ontology annotation, biological process: RNA splicing.